Abrus precatorius (Indian licorice) is the source of this 3153-nucleotide messenger RNA. RefSeq names its product phospholipid:diacylglycerol acyltransferase 1-like. Gene Ontology annotation, biological process: lipid metabolic process. Gene Ontology annotation, cellular component: cytoplasm. Lineage: Eukaryota; Viridiplantae; Streptophyta; Magnoliopsida; Fabales; Fabaceae. The record is from RefSeq and is a predicted model, not a curated record. The transcript is spliced from 7 exons. The coding region runs from base 411 to 2426 and encodes 671 amino acids.
ACUAUGCUUGAAUACCGCGCUUAUUCGUAAUCAUAUUCUUCACCCUUUGCAUCCUCACCGUUGUUUUCCGCGCUACUUUUCGCCCAUUCCUCGCAUCGUUGCAGCAGCGAACACUUCACAGCGCAUCAACAAACAACAACUUUCUCAGGUCAAGAUCGCGCCACGUGUCCUAAUCCGACAAUGGGACCCCCUCACUGCACCGCAAGCACAACCACAUCUUAACCAAAUGCUCCCACGGCAAAUAAACGACUCCUCCUAUCCGCUCACCGGCGGUUAGGGUUCCGACGAGUAUCCGUCCAAGGCCCUAAGCUUAAACUUCGUUAUCGUAGAAUCCGCCAGGUGAGAGCCUCACCGUUUCAAUAAUGAACAUCUAGCAUUUUGAUUAUUGGUUAUUCCGAAAAUACGAUACGAUGUCGUUUUUACGACGUCGAAAGGGCUCUGUGAAUCCCUUGCCAAGUGAUUCAGAUCUCAAGGAAGAGGAUAAGAAAAAGAAGGAGAAAAAGGGAGAGAAGCUUAAGGAGAAGAGUGGAAAGAUAAAGAAAUGGACGUGCGUGGAUAGCUGUUGUUGGACGGUAGGAUUCAUAUGCUCCGUUUGGUGGUUUUUGCUGUUUUUGUACAGUGCAAUGCCGGCGUCGUUUCCUCAGUACGUGGCGGAAGCAAUAACGGGGCCGUUGCCGGAUCCUCCUGGCGUGAAAUUAAGGAAGGAGGGGUUGACGGUGAAGCACCCGGUGGUUUUUGUGCCCGGAAUCGUCACCGGUGGGUUGGAACUCUGGGAGGGUCGUCAGUGUGCCGAUGGAUUGUUCAGGAAGAGGUUGUGGGGUGGCACUUUUGGGGAAUUGUACAAAAGACCAUUAUGCUGGGUUGAGCACAUGUCAUUAGAUAAUGAAACAGGACUAGACCGUUCAGGUAUUAGAGUUAGGCCUGUAUCUGGACUUGUAGCAGCUGAUUAUUUUGCACCUGGUUAUUUUGUCUGGGCUGUUCUAAUUGCUAAUUUAGCUCGCAUUGGAUAUGAGGAGAAAAACAUGUAUAUGGCUGCAUAUGAUUGGAGAAUCUCAUUUCAGAAUACAGAGGUGAGGGAUCGAACUUUGAGCAGGAUAAAAAGUAAUAUAGAACUCAUGGUGGCUACAAAUGGUGGUAAAAAGGUGGUUGUUAUUCCACAUUCAAUGGGUGUUCUGUACUUUCUGCAUUUUAUGAAAUGGGUUGAGGCACCAGCACCAAUGGGUGGAGGAGGUGGGUCAGAUUGGUGUGCCAAACAUAUUAAAGCAGUGAUGAACAUUGGGGGACCUUUUCUUGGUGUUCCAAAAUCUGUUGCUGGACUUUUCUCUAUAGAAGCUAGGGAUAUUGCUGUUGCCAGGGCUUUCGCACCGGGUUUUUGGGACAAGGAUGUUUUUGGUCUUCACACUUUACAACAUCUAAUGCGGAUGACCCGAACAUGGGAUUCAACAAUGUCAAUGAUACCAAAAGGUGGGGAUACUAUAUGGGGUGGCCUUGAUUGGUCACCAGAUGUAUCCUUUAACUGUGCUGCAAAGAAGCUCAAGAACAAUCAUACUUACAACGCAUUUCAAAAUGGCAAAGAGAAUCUUGAGUUUAUGAAAAAUGUUAAUUAUGGGAGACUCAUAUCGUUUGGGAAAGAUAUUGCUGAGAUACACUCCUCCAAGUUUGAGAGAUUGGAUUUUAGGGGUGCUUAUAAGGGUAGGAACCUUGCAAACACAUCUAACUGUGAUGAUGUGUGGACAGAGUACCAUGAAAUGGGCGUUGAAGGAAUCAAAGCUGUUACAAAUUACAAAGCUUACACAACUGAUUCAAUUUUGGAUCUGCUUCAUUUUGUUGCCCCAAAGAUGAUGAAGCGUGGAGAUGCUCAUUUUUCUUAUGGGAUUGCUGAUAAUUUGGAUGAUCCAAAAUACAAACAUUACAAAUAUUGGUCUAACCCUCUGGAAACAACAUUACCUAAUGCUCCUGAUAUGGAGAUUUACUCUAUGUAUGGGGUUGGGAUCCCUACAGAAAGGGCCUAUGUCUACAAGUUAACUCCUCUAUCCGAAUGCCACAUUCCCUUUCAGAUUGACACCUCAGCAAAUGGUGGAAGUGAGAGCUCAUGUCUAAAGGAUGGAGUUUACAGUUCUGAUGGUGAUGAAACUGUUCCUGUUUUAAGUGCUGGUUUCAUGUGUGCAAAAGGUUGGCGGGGAAGAACCCGCUUUAAUCCUUCAGGAAUUCGUACAUACAUAAGGGAGUAUGAUCACGCCCCUCCAGCUAAUCUUCUAGAAGGUAGGGGAACCCAGAGUGGCGCUCAUGUUGAUAUAUUGGGCAACUUUGCAUUAAUUGAAGAUAUUAUACGAGUAGCAGCUGGGGCAUCUGGUGAGGACUUAGGUGGAGAUAGAGUGUACUCUGAUAUUUUCAAAUGGUCUGAGAAGAUCCAUCUGGAGCUAUAGAUUCACAUGAUUACUGGGUUGGCAUCAUUACUUCAGUACGUGAUAGAAUCCUAUCCGCUUCAACCGUUGUGCUUUAAGAUGGAACUGAUGGUAUAAGUUAUGGAGCUGAAAGACCAGUAGCGAUCACGACGACAUCAUGCUUCUUUAAUUUUAUCUAUAGAAUUUCAUGGUUUUGGGACGGCGUUGAAUCUGUUUACUCCCCCUAUCCCCAAACAAAGAAGGAAAAGAAAGUAUACCAAGCGCUUAGUUUAGGUGCAUGGUUCAUGCUUGACGAGGAUUUUGUCGAUUCCAUUCAUUGAUUUGAUUAUUGUCAAGUGUAUAAUUAUCUUAUCUGCUCCUGUUUUCUCCCGCUAAUUUUUUAUAUGUUACAUGGGCUGCUUUGUCUAUCCACAAUUUUGAAAAGAUCGAGUUCAAGCCUCGUAGUAUACGGAAUAACACUGGUGUAGUUCUGUUUUUCUUCAAUCCUUCCAAUUUCAAUAAUAAUUAGUUCAUAAAUGCAUGAUUUUAUUUUGAAUUGAAACCGCAAGACUUGCUAAAAAUCGGCAUAACUUUGCUGUAGAUUCUUCAUCAUAAAGCAAGACUGUUGGAUAAUAUAUAGGUGGUGACAAGACUUUCGAAUGGAGUCUUUUAUUCAUUGUUAGCCUUUUCUUUGCUGUUAAAUAUGUAUUAGUCUUGAUAACAAAUGCUUCAAUAAUAAAUUUUAACUAAAAAUGUGUUUAGAUGUAUU